AUGGAUUCACAGGUUUUCUUCACGGUGUGGAUGUUAACAGCUGUUGAAGGAGGGAGUGUGGAGUUCAGACUCAUCAACCCACCAUCUGCUGCCCCUGAUGGAUUCACCUGGAAUUUUGGAUCUACACAGAUAUGCACUGCCACUGGUGGUCCACCGUUCAUAUCUCCUUGUUAUCGUAACAGAGUCUCUGUGGAUCCAACAACAGCUACACUGGAGCUCAGGGACCUGACACUCAGUGACACUGGAGAGUACAACCUAAAUAUUGUUAUUAAUAGUGUGGAAAACAAUGCAGCAGCGACACUGACAGUAUUUGAGAGAAUCUCCAGUGUGACACUAGUAGCCAGUCAUACUGACCUGGUUGAGUUCAACAGCUCUGUCACUCUCACAUGCUCCGCCUCUGGCUCUCCCACUUCAUUCCAAUGGUUUAACAGGAGUGAUGAGGUCACAGGAAGUGAUGGAGGGACUCUGACCAUAGAGAGUGUGACUCGCUAUGAUACUGGGCCAUACAAGUGCAAUGCAUCCAACAUCGUCAGCUUUGGAAUGAGCUCUGAGGUCACUAUGACCAUUGCCUAUGGCCCAGACACUGCUGACAUUAGAGUGACACCUGCCGAGGAGUUCUACAGCUCAGGAUCUACUAUCGUCCUGUCCUGCUCCUCUGAGUCCAGCCCUGCUGCCCAGAUCCAGUGGGCUCUGAAUGGAACCCUGCUGGGUAGAGAGGGACCAGAACUCAGACUGGAGAAUGUUCAGCCCAGUCAGAGUGGAGAAUACACCUGCUGGGCCCAUAAUAGUAAAACCCUGAGGUAUAAAUUGUCAUCACCAACAAGCGUCACUGUGCUGGAGAGAAUAUCUGAGCCUGCCAUUACAAUGUCUGGUCCUGAACAACUGAUAGCAAAUAAAAGUUCUGUGAGUUUAACCUGUGAAGCCAAGGGCUUUAUCACUACCAGGGAGUGGAUGAAGGAUGGAGAGACUUUGUCUCCUUGCAACAGAAUCACCUUCAGUGAAGACAACAGAACAGUGUCCAUCAGCGUAGUACUGGAAGAAGACGAGGGAGAAUACAAAUGUCGACUCAGCAGCCCUGUCAGUAAUGAAGAGGCCUCAAAACAACUGACUGUGGGAGAGUGA
Messenger RNA from Engraulis encrasicolus (European anchovy), 1122 nucleotides. Its product is annotated as carcinoembryonic antigen-related cell adhesion molecule 1-like. The record is from RefSeq and is a predicted model, not a curated record. The transcript is spliced from 6 exons. The coding region runs from base 1 to 1122 and encodes 373 amino acids. NCBI's taxonomy places the organism in Eukaryota, Metazoa, Chordata, Actinopteri, Clupeiformes, Engraulidae.